AUGGAUGUAAUACAAUCACUUGGAAACUUCAGUGAAAGGUUUUAUAGAGAGAUUUUGAAAAGAAACGAAGGUUAUUUGGAGAAUACAUUUCUCUCCCCUUUUAAUAUCUAUACUGCACUCGGAAUGAUUCUCUCUGGAAGUGCAAACAAUACGAAAGCCGAGUUGAUAGCAGCUAUGCAGUUGCCUGACUGCUUGGAACAGGAAAAAAUCCACAGCGCGAUUGGUGAACUUUUGGCUGAUUUUUCGAAGCUUGAUGAGGGUGUUCAGAUAAUCAUUAGAAAUGGAAUCUAUGUAAAUGAUGGUGUGAAAAUUAAGAAACAAUUUAAAAAUAUCAUCAAGCAGUAUUACAAUGCACUGACCGAGCAUGUGGCGUUUAGGACAGAUUCUGAAUGUGCUCGAAAUCAAAUUAAUCAAUGGGUUAGUGAACAGACGAACGGAGCAAUCCAAGAACUCAUGCCACCUGAAUCGUUAUCGUAUGAAACGUCAGCUGUUAUUCUAUCCACUACAUACUUUAAAGGUUUAUGGGAUUUACCUUUCCCUAACGAAAAUUCACACGACAGCGAUUUCUUCAAACUUGACGGAUCAACAAUGAACGUCGAGUUAAUGUAUAAUGUAUCCUAUUUCAAUAUGGUCAUCUUACCACAUUUGAAAUCGCGAGCUAUCAAGCUACCGUUUAUAGAUCCUAAAUAUAUGUUAUUGGUUAUUCUUCCAAACUCAAACGAUGGAUUGCCAGACUUACUGAAUUUGAUGUGUAAUGAUGGUGGAAUUUCUGCGAUACUCUCACGUAGUUUUGAAAACACGCUACUGAAUUUAUAUCUGCCUAAAUUUAAGCUCAAACAAGGUUAUUCGUUAAGUUUAAAAACUCAUUUAAAGGAAUUGGAAAUAAAUGACGCAUUCAAUCCACAAUCAGCUGACUUUUCGAACAUUUCCAUCUCCGAUAAAUUAUGUUUAACAGAUGUUUUUCACAAGUCUAUACUUGAAAUUGAUGAGGAAGGUGUCGUAGCUGCUGGAGUCACUGCAUGCAUGUUCGAUAAUUGUGACUCUGAAUCUUCCGAGGCUGAGGUAGAAUUUUGUGUUGAUCAUUCAUUCUUCGUUUCGAUUAUCUGGAAUAAUAUUCUACCAAUAUUUCUGGGACACGUUACUACUCCAGUGAAUGAUUAGUGUGGUAUGGUAUACGAAGAAACCUCCAGGAUCAAUUAUUUUUGUGCUUACUAAAGUAUAUCAGAUUACUAAAUUUUAACUUCACUAUUCCUUGAUCAAGAAAUAAAUAAUUUUAACAAGAAAGUGACAAUUUUAU
This is a messenger RNA of Schistosoma rodhaini, 1297 nucleotides long. The record is from the annotation of a GenBank genome assembly. Lineage: Eukaryota; Metazoa; Platyhelminthes; Trematoda; Strigeidida; Schistosomatidae.